AUGAGCGCCACGCCCCGCACCGAUCGUAUCACCAAACAAGUUGCGGAUCUGUCGGUCGAGGACGGCGGAUCGCCACAGAAACGUCCCCGUGAGGAGCCGCAGGAAGAAAGCGUGGCAGCCGUUGAGGAGCCGCCUCCUUCCCGUUUCGUACAUGACACAUCUCUGGCCGUGGCUCACGGCCGUCGUUCCACGGAAUACCACAACUUGAACGCUCGGCGUGGUCAACGAGGGCGAUUUGUUGACGCUGUGGAACACCGCGACAAGUUGGCUAAUGCGCUUUUUGCCGUUCUUGCCCGCGGCCACGCUCCGUUGGAGUUGCUCAACGCCAUCAAGACCGCGGAGAGAACUGUUCUGAUGUUAUCGUCAAACGACGCCCUCCGCCUCUACCAGCACGUCGAGUUGGAGUCCAUCGAGUACGCUGAGUAUUGCCUGGUUCAAGAUGAUGCUGCUCAACCCGGUCUCAUCACCGCGGAGCGCCACAUUAGCUACGCUCAACAAAUUUGCGCCUGGGAUCGCGGCAGAGACGCCGGCAUGGACUCGACCGGUCCCGUGACUGCACCCGGCGACACUGUGCUUGUCGCUCGCACUGGCCAGCCGUCUGUGAUUGGCCGUCAGGGAGACGCGUUCGUUGUCGGUACCAGACGAACGAGCCCGAUCUUGCUUGGAGGCAGCGACGAGGACGGCGAGAUCGACAAGGACGAGGAAAUUGACGAGCUGGAGGACAGCUUGGGGACCCCCCCAAUCACGGACAAGGGCAAGGCGCGCGCUGUCGGCAGUGGUUUGGCGGGGCCCACAACUCGGUUGGCAGUGGCAGCAGGCUCGCCAACCAUCGAGGUUGCGAGGCGCGUCCAGGCGAAGAAGAGGAAGAGCGGCAAGGGCGGCCGUGGCAAGCGUCAACACUGA
This is a messenger RNA of Ceraceosorus bombacis, 903 nucleotides long. NCBI's taxonomy places the organism in Eukaryota, Fungi, Basidiomycota, Exobasidiomycetes, Ceraceosorales, Ceraceosoraceae. The record is from the annotation of a GenBank genome assembly.